Molecule: messenger RNA, 2733 nt
Organism: Eimeria necatrix
Lineage: Eukaryota; Apicomplexa; Conoidasida; Eucoccidiorida; Eimeriidae
Product: sec1 family domain-containing protein, putative
Exons: 2
Coding region: 1-2733 (910 amino acids)
Biological process (GO): vesicle-mediated transport; intracellular protein transport
Cellular component (GO): CORVET complex; vacuole
Source: RefSeq, a predicted model, not a curated record
AUGCCGUCGGAGCUUUCAGCCAGUGCACAUAGCUCCCAACCCAAUGAAACCCCACAACUUUCCCCUCCUAGCGGCAGCUCUGGUGUUCCCACACCUGCAGCAGCCAAAGGAGCUUCUACCGAUGAGACUUCCGAUGUGGUGAGGGAGACAUGCGCGGCAGUAUCUGCUUACUAUCGUCGUAUGUUCCUAGAUGCGCUAAGCACUGUUGAGGGCCACAAGCUGUUGGUGCUUGAGGACAGCCUGGCCUCCCCUGUCUCUCACAUUGUGGACGCAUCAUCCCUGCAGCAGCAUGGCGUAGACCGUUGCUUCGCUCUUAAGGCUGUUCCCAUUUGUUUGGCUUCAGUACCGCAGCAAACAGCAGUAGCACCCACUGUCCUUUUUUUCUGCCGUCCUCGCCUUUCGCGCCUACCGCUAAUUAUACAGCACAUAAACUACAUCGAAAGUUCCUUUCCUCAGGCUCAGGCCUCAUUAAAAGCCGCUGGGGGGCUUCAAGGUGUGGCUACCCGGGCACCACAGGGAGUGUCCCAGCCCACCAGCAGUGACGCUGUGCUGUGGCGGUACCCCCUUCCGCCUGCCUCGUCUCAAAGCGGACGAAAAUAUGUCGUUGUUUUGGUUUCUGAGCCAUCGGAUUACAUAGCAAGUGAGCUUAGGCGUCUUUUGUCUGCUUGUACACCUGCAGCACCAGCAGCAGCAACGGGCGCAGCAAACGGUGCUUCCUCUCUACCUGCUGCUGCAGCUGCGCUCAUUUCAAACCUUGGAAACAGCCUGCUCCCCCUUGGUGCGACAAACUCAGCAGCCGCUGGCAACCCCUUUAGCAGCAGCAGCGGCAGCAGUAGCGUGAGUCCAGACUGUGUCGUGGUGACGCACUGCCCCCUGAGGCUCUUCCCGGUUGACCGCGACGUGCUGUCUUUAGAGAUACCGAACUUCUUCAGAGCUUACCACGGCCAAGGGGAUGUGUCUCUGUGCCGCAGCGUUGCCGCUGCAAUAGACGUGCUGCAGGAGCAGCAGCAACAGCAGCUGAUCCCUAACCUGCGCUGCAUUGGCAGCGCCGCGAAAGCCGUGAGUGACUUCCUGAUUCUCAAGCGCAAGCAGCAGCAGCAAAAGCAAAGGCUACAAGACCCUUGCCUAAACCUCAUUGCAGGUCCCAAGGAGCCGGUAGCCCUGCAAGUACCUCCUGUAUAUUCUGUCCUAGACGCUGAGGACUGUGGGGUUUCCCCAUCAGGCGUGUCGGCAGGCUGCAGCUUGGCUCCGGGUGCGGAGGUAGGUGAUGCAGCAUCAGCAUCAGGCUGCACAGGACAAGCGGCUCUGGCACUACCUCACUUACUGCACAUGUUAGUGCUUUUUGACCGUCGAGUGGACCUUGUUUCUCCUCUCUGCACUGACUUCACCUACCAGGGACUUCUCGACUCCAUCCUAGGAGUGGACGGCACAGGCGUAGAAGUGCCCAAGCACAUCCUCCAGCAGCAGCAGCAGCAACAACAACAGCAGCCGCAGCAGCAGCUGUGCGAGCCGCUGCCAGGGAGCGGCAGCAGCAGCAGCAGCCCUGGCCCAGGUAGCUCAAUUUUGAUAGAAAGAGGCCGAGGACAACGGGUUUCGCUGGCUGGGGACAGUCUCUUUAUGAGUCUACGGGACUGCCACCAGUCGCUCGUGGGCUCAAAGCUACACAAAAUAGCUAGUGAAAUAAAAGAGACAUACAUUCAGAAGGACGGCUUGCGGACCAUAGAAGAUAUAAGCUGUUUCAUGACCAAGUUCAAAAGAAAGCAGCAAGAACAUGCAUCACUGAGCUUGCAUGUCAAGCUAGCUUCCUUCGUCUCAGCCGUCUUUAAGGACCCCAAUUUCCACAACAGGCUUUGCCUAGAAGACAAGCUGCUGCAGGGCUCGGGAGGCGGAGGCCCUGCAGCUCUCCUACCCGGGCAGCAGCGCAGCAACAACUUAGGAGAGGCGUUUGAUCGGCUGAUUGACGAGUCAGCAGCAACCGAAGCUGCUGCUGCUUCUGGUUGCUGCUCCGCCGCUGCCACCACACUCGAUGAGGUGUACAGACUUCUCUGCCUCGCCUCUGUCACCGGGGGUGGCCUUAAACCCACGCAACUGAAGCCGCUUCUGCACGGUCUUGUACAGCAGCACGGUGUGCGCGAGCUGAGGCGCAUAGCCUAUCUGCAGCGAGUGGGAUUGCUUCGCGAACAAAACUCACAGAAAAAAGCGAAAGGUGCUGCAGCGGCCGUGGGACCCGAGGCAUGGAGGUUCGUCAGAGACAAGUGCCAACUCAUGCUCGAAGAAAAUGAAGCCAUGCAAGGCAUUGCGUACGUUUGCUCUGGAUACUCACCCCUGUCAGUCAGGCUGCUGCAGCUACUGCACGAGACACCUCUAGGAUGGCGUGCCAUUCCUGAUGUGCUGAACAGCAUGUGGGGCCCUGCCCUGGAAAUCAGGCAGCAGCAGCCGCAACCACCAGCGCUGCAGCAGCUUCAGUCACCAGUGACGCAGCAGAAGCAACAGCUUCAGGGCGAGGGCAGUAAUACGCCUUCUGCCCCCCCGCUACUGGUGCUGGUGCUGUACAUAGGGGGAGUGUCGCAUGCAGAGAUAGCGGCAAUACGAAGACUGAAUGAAUUGGAGAGAGACGGAAAAGUGAAAGCGGACAGGAGGCCCCCCAACACCAGGAUUCAAUAUCUGAUCCUAACCACAGAAAUAAUCAACACGAGACAGCUAUUCCACAGCAUGAUUGAUGAUGUAGACUAG